Molecule: messenger RNA, 3078 nt
Organism: Coregonus sp. 'balchen'
Lineage: Eukaryota; Metazoa; Chordata; Actinopteri; Salmoniformes; Salmonidae
Source: the annotation of a GenBank genome assembly
AUGUGUGUGUUGGUGUGGGUGUCUGUCAGAUCUCGGCUGGCUGAUUUCCAGCACAACUGCCAGCCCUCGUCCCACUCUCCCUCUGGCUGCAUGAGAGAGAGUGGAGCCGUCUGCCUUAAGGCCUACGCCGGACUCAUAGGUGAGCUGGAGAGAGAACAGGAUCGAGGGGGUGGAAGAAAUGAGAUGGAGGGAAGGGAUGGAACAGUGAUUAACAACACAAGGAAGAAACAAUGGUAGAGAAGGAGUGCUGAGUUGUCUCCAAGGGCCUUUUAAUCAGAUCAUUGUUGUUAGCUCUUGCUAACCCCAAGGUAUAGGCAGGCACUCAUUUCAAUGCCAAAUGCCUUGUUUGGCUUUGGAUCAAACGUUCCAAGUUCGUAUUGAAGUCAGGCCUGCUGACACAUCUCUAUGAAACAACCUCCUCCAGGCACCAUCAUGACCCCCAACUACGUGAACAAUAUCAGUAUGGACGUGUUCCAGUGGUGCAGCUGUGAGGGCAGUGGGAACCAGUGGCAGGACUGUCUGCGCAUCCUACACAUGUUUGACAGCAACGUCUGUCUGCGUGAGUAAUACUCCCUCAACUGCCCACAAUGACACCCCCUACAGCAAUAGCCCUGGUCCUGUGAGCCCACUUGAAAUCAACAGAUCACACAAAUAGAGUAGCGGGCACUCUCUAGCCCAGUAGCCCUAGAGAGCUGCCUACUUGUUCUGUAUGGUAUACUCUAGCACUUAAUUACAAUAUUGAUUUACAGCAGUGUUAAUUGAAACAGUUUCAUUCACAUCUGAUUCCCAUAUUGCAACUGAGGUGAAUAACUGAAUGAUUGCCAUGCCUUGAGGGUGCAAUGCCCAGUUGAUUAACGAAUUCAUGGCUACUAUGAAUAAUUCAAUGUUCUGAGGACAUUUGCAUCAUCAGCAGUGGGUAUAAUGGUGAUGAUGUGGAUGAUGAUAAUGCUGAUGAUAAUGUGGAUGGUGGUGAUAAUGAUGAUGUCUGUUGUUGUGUCUCAGGUAAUGCUAUCAGUUAUUUGGGUGGCUCAUCCCCUCGCCCUGUGGAGAGCACUACUCUGCCACCUCGUCGCCAUGCAUCUGCCACUCCCUCCCCUCGCAUCUUUCAGGACAAGGUCAAUGUCAACGUCAAGAUUUUAUCAGAACGCAACAGCGUGAGUUUAAGUACUCUUCAUUGCCUCACCAAACCCAGACUACCUAAAUACUGUACAGUAACUUAAAAACAAUGGUGGACAAAAAGCUUGUUCCUUGGGUUUUUCUAAAGUAGGUUCUCACUGGGAUGCUCUGUGAAUUGCAUGAUGACCCACGGUGUGACAUGAGCGCCAACAGAGCUGCCUGAGUGUCAAAGCUCAUGCACAGAACUGACCUGAGAUAUACUCCCAACACAUGUGACUCAACACAAGGCUCACUGUCACAGUCAACACAUUACUGUGGCAUUGAACUAGACCCAGCACCUCCCUUUUUACCGUUACUUCCCUUUAUUUCUCCCUAUCUCUCUGUCCCUCUCCCUAUCUCUCUGUCCCUCUCCCUAUCUCUCUGUCCCUCUCCCUAUCUCUCUGUCCCUCUCCCUAUCUCUCUGUCCCUCUCCCUAUCUCUCUGUCCCUUUCCUUAUCUCUCUGGCCCUCUCCCUAUCUCUCUGUCCCUCUCCCUGUCUCUCUGUCCCUUUCCUUAUCUCUCUGGCCCUCUCCCUAUCUCUCUGUCCCUUUCCUUAUCUCUCUGGCCCUCUCCCUAUCUCUCUGGCCCUUUCCCUAUCUCUAUCUCUCUGGCCCUUUCCCUAUCUCUCUGGCCCUCUCCCUAUCCCUCUGGCCCUUUCCUUAUCUCUCUGGCCCUCUCCCUAUCUCUCUGUCCCUCUCUCUAUCCCUCUGGCCCUCUCCCUAUCUAUCUGGCCCUUUCCCUAUCUCUAUCUCUCUGGCCCUUUCCCUAUCUCUCUGGCCCUCUCCCUAUCCCUCUGGCCCUUUCCUUAUCUCUCUGGCCCUCUCCCUGUCCCUCUGGCCCUUUCCCUAUAUCUCUGGCCCUCUCCCUAUCCCUCUGUCACUCUCCCUAUCUCUCUCUCUCACUCACUGUGUGUGACGAUUAGCCGGAGGUGUUUGCAGUAGGGAGCAUCAAUCCUUUUGUGUUGAUAUUCAUUUAUUCACACCCAUCUGUCUUCUCUCCCCCUUUCUCUUGUCAUCCUAAUCCUCUCACUCCCUUUCUCCUCUCCUCUGCUACAAUCCUUUACACCGUUCCAAUCCUUCCCUCUCUUCUGUCCCCCUAACCUCUAAGCCUCCCUCCCUCUGAGUGCAGGUUCUAGAUGUUUCUCUGUAAUACACUUAUUUUCUUCCACUUUUUUCUUCUCACUUUGUUGAUCCUAUUCUGUGACCAAUACUCUCACCUUUCUUCCUAAUAAUAAAGAUGCUGACACCUUUGGAUUCGGAAUUCAACACCUACGUUGAAAAGCAACUUUUAACGCUGAGUUGCUUUUUUGUCUGUCAGGAGGCUCAUAACAGUCCACCUAUUACACGUAAAUAAUGGAUCGUUUUAACAAGCCUAUUUAUUGCCAAGAUGUUUCAUAUUUACACCAAGCAGAUACACUAUGGACUAUAUGUGAUAGUUCAUUACCUGCAAAUUCCAUUCGCUCUAUUCAGGGGCGCAACUUUCACUGAAAUUGCAUUUUUGUCCCCCCCAGUUUUAUCAUUGGAAUGUGAUACAAAACGAGGCAACGGUGUGCUUUAGGACCAUGCGGACGCCUACCAAGCGGUCGGGCAGGUUGUUUGGAGUGUUCGUCCGACUGGAUAAAAUAAAAAUAAUAAUAAUUAUGCCCCCCCCCCCCACUUCUAAAACCAAAGUUGCGCCCCUGGCUCUGUUUGAAUUCUGAAUGAUCACAUUCCCUCUCUCUCUCAGGUGGAAGACACUGAAGAGGAAGAAGAGGAGGAAAGUCAGGAAUUCAACGUUAUCCCUCAAUAUUCGGAGAAGGGGAAGUCUAGUGUGGGCUCCGGGGCCCGAGGGGGCCAUAGAGGAGCGGCAGGCCAAACAGCACCCAUGCUGCCCCUGCUGCUGCUGCUGCCCACUGCCAUGCUGGGCUGGGGGUGUCAGGGUUAA